This is a messenger RNA of Haplochromis burtoni (Burton's mouthbrooder), 607 nucleotides long. It is a transcript of the gene chchd2, whose product is annotated as coiled-coil-helix-coiled-coil-helix domain containing 2. Gene Ontology annotation, biological process: positive regulation of transcription by RNA polymerase II; mitochondrion organization. NCBI's taxonomy places the organism in Eukaryota, Metazoa, Chordata, Actinopteri, Cichliformes, Cichlidae. Gene Ontology annotation, molecular function: sequence-specific DNA binding. The record is from RefSeq and is a predicted model, not a curated record. Gene Ontology annotation, cellular component: nucleus; mitochondrion.
CGGGAGACAAAUGAUGUAACACGCGGAAAGUUCCGGAUUGUCUAAAGGUCGCUGAAUAUAAAGCGGCGUGACAGCGUCAGUGUGUAUUUAUUUAAACCCGCAGGUAAACUUACCUAAGUGUUCAACAUGCCGAGAGGAAGCAGAAGCCGGACGUCCAGGAUGUCCCCUCCAGCCAGCCGGGCUCCACCAUCCCCUCCACCUAUGGCCCGGGCUGCUCCCCCUCCCUCCUACGCCCCGGCUCCGAUGCAGGCGCCUCCGUCCGCUGUCGGCACGCCAGCCGCAGCGCCCAGGCAGCCGGGUAUGUUUGCCCAGAUGGCGUCUACAGCCGCUGGGGUAGCAGUAGGCUCGGCGGUAGGCCACACAAUCGGUCACGCCAUGACUGGAGGUUUCAGCGGAGGACACUCAGAGCCUGCCAGGCCUGACGUCACAUACCAGGAGCCAUACCAGGCCCAGCCUGUGUAUCAGCAGGGGGCCCCUCAGCAGCAGCAGCAGCAGCAGGCCUGCUCCUAUGAGCUCAGGCAGUUCGUCGAGUGUGCCCAAAACCAGAGCGACCUCAAGCUCUGCGAGGGCUUCAGUGAGGUGCUCAAACAGUGCAGGUUUGCUAAUG